Molecule: messenger RNA, 660 nt
Organism: Meloidogyne enterolobii
Lineage: Eukaryota; Metazoa; Nematoda; Chromadorea; Rhabditida; Meloidogynidae
Source: the annotation of a GenBank genome assembly
AACGAGGCCGAAAACCCUCUAUUUAAGAUAUACCUUGUUAUAAGCUACAUUUUUCCAUCCCCAGUAGGUAUAUCUCCAGGUCCGGCUAUUAUACAAUUUUUCAAGUUUUUCUUUCUUUUAAGUCUUCCACAUCGUUUAAUUUUUGCUGUUUUAUGUUGGGAUUCAAUUUUAUUAUAUAAUUCACAAAAUGAAACUCCAUUCGCUUAUUUUGCAAAUUUACACUAUGAUGGAUUAACAAGUAUUGCGUGGACUCCCGAUGGACGUUUUUUGGUUGUUUCUUCAUUAGAAGGAUUUAAUUCUUUUAUUUGUAUGGAUACAAAAAAGAUGGGUAUUCCUAUUGAAUUAAAGGAGGUUCUACAAGUUGAAAAAGUGCAACAAGAUGAUGACAAAGCCAACCAAUUACCUUCUGAUAACCUCCCUUCAACAACAAACACACCAAAACAAACACCAAUUGAUGUUUUAUCUCUUCCAGAUUCACCCAAAUUGAUAACUCCAAAACGACCACGUGUAAAAAGGACGUUAUUAAACAAUACACCACAAACACCUAAAAGGGCAAAACCUGAAGAAAAUUGUUCUAGUUCUACUGUUGGAGAAUCACCCAAAGUUGGUGUUGUUGAGAAGAAGAAACCAAGGAAAGUAACGGUUAUUUCAACUGAUUAA